Molecule: messenger RNA, 2148 nt
Organism: Scatophagus argus
Lineage: Eukaryota; Metazoa; Chordata; Actinopteri; Scatophagidae
Product: glycolipid transfer protein-like
Exons: 5
Coding region: 97-726 (209 amino acids)
Biological process (GO): ceramide transport; intermembrane lipid transfer
Cellular component (GO): cytosol; membrane; cytoplasm
Molecular function (GO): ceramide 1-phosphate binding; ceramide 1-phosphate transfer activity
Source: RefSeq, a predicted model, not a curated record
CCCACCCAUCUGACAAGAAAAAGAGUUCCGGGUUCUUUCCCAGCCGAGAGCUGCUCGCGUCUGCUGCUUGUACCGCGGCGUUCACACGGCGGCACCAUGUCUCUUCUCCUGGAUAACGAAUUCAGCGAGCUGCCUCCUGACAAGUCGGUGGACACGAAGUCGUUCCUGGAGGCUGUCUCACAUCUGCCUUCCUUUUUCGACUGUUUGGGAUCAAAAGUAUUUGCAGUCAUCAAGUCAGACAUUAAUGGGAAUAUUGUGAAAAUUAAAACCGUAUAUCUUAAGGAUCCUGAGAAGUAUGUGACCCUGCAGGCCAUCGUGGAGGCAGAGCGAGAAGCCCAUGCAGCAGAAUGGCCUAAAGUUGGAGCAACGCUGGCUCUGAUGUGGCUGAAAAGAGGUCUCCGUUUCAUACAGAUCCUCCUGCAGAGUUUGGCAGAUGGAGAAAGGGAUGAGAACAACCCCAACUUAAUUCGGGUUAAUGUCGUCAAAGCCUACGAACAGGCCCUGAAGAAAUACCACGGCUGGAUUGUACAGAAGGUUUUUCAUGCUGCGUUACUUGCAGCUCCCUACAGAUCAAACUUCCUCAAGGCUCUGUCAAAAGGAGAGGAAGUGAAAGAAGAGGAAUGUCUGGCAAAUGUGCAUCAGUUCCUGGUUAAUUACACUCCCACUGUGGACGCCAUUUACGAGAUGUACACAAAUCUGAACGCAGAGCUGGACUACACCGUUUGAUGUCCCGAGACACAACUGGAUGUGUCCCACAGCAUUAUGCUGUCUGUCAGACCUCUCAGAAGUCCGGUUUUUCAGGGAUCUUUAAUAAGGUUGUUUUAAAAAAAUGUGAUUUCAGAGUGCUAUUUAUGACUUUGAUUGCUUUGAUUUGAUUGAUUGUUUUUUUUUUUCCUUUCAGUAUGCUAUUUAUUACUUUGAUUUGAUUAAUUGACACUGUAUAUUUGGUCUUAAAAAUGAUGCCUUGGACAUCAUAGCAGAAGAUGGUGUUUUUUUUGCACUUAAUUUCAAGUAACUGCAAGACUGUUGGAGCAGCAGUGCAGCUCUCACACCUCUACAGAAUUGUGUUAUUGUGUGGGUUGCUGCUAUAUUUAUGGCAUUAGCAGGUGGCUUUCACCUGUUCCACCAGAAGAAGAGUACAAGACUGGAAACACUGUUAUUACAGGAAAGCGUUUCUGUUAAUGUCUCACAUUCAGGCCUUGUCUGCCUCCUGGGCCCAGCAGUUACCUCCACAGCAGCUCCAGGACUAAUUAUUAAAAUUAGCAACUCAUUAUACAUGUGUUUUAAUAGCUUGAAUCCCCUUAGUGCCUUGUUGUUACUCGGUAAAUACACCAUAGGGUUUAGUAAGGAAGCUCAGAAUUAUUAUGUGUGCAGUUCUAUUUCAUAUGCAAGACAGAAGUCAGCAGAAGUGACUGUUUUACCUGAGUGGAGUUUUUGCUUUGUUUGUGUUGAAUAAGGAGGCGUGGUUGUCCUGUGUUUUGUUCUCCUGUGGCUUAUUUUGUUUCUGUUCAUGUCUCAACUACUUAACUUCUUUUGCCCAAAAAUUACAAUGUCAAACUUUUUUUUUUUAAUUUCCUGUACACAUUUCUGAAGAUAGAUAGAUAGAUAGAUACUAUUGAUAACGAGGGAAAUUCAAGAAUAAUCUGUUUGUCAGAUCUACAUUUUCUGUGUGGAUACUUUAAGAUGGGCUCUUUAGUUCUGGAUUAUUGACUGAUCAAAUGUGUUCUUAUUCUUAUCACAAGAUUUUAAUGUGUAACUUAAAGUGUUUGAACCUAGUUGAACAACUGUAACCCAAUAGAAAUGAAUCUUGCAGUUCAUAAAUUAUACUCUAGGUGGCGAUAUUCACUAAGUUUUCAUCUCAAAAUCCCAUUUGUGACGUAGCUACUGUAUGAACUAAGCGAAAUUAUGUUUAGUGACUAAAAAUCAUGCGCUGUAUGAAAUGUAGAUACAGUUCCAGACUUUGAUCUGUGAACUUUUGAUUUAUGUUGCCUUUUUGCAAGAGCAGAUUUGUGCCUUUUGAAAAGCUAUUUUGGUGGACCACAGUCUGAUUUGCUCUUUUUAAGAGUGAUUGCUGAAAAGAAUAUUAAUACACGUGAAUUUGUACAUUAAUAUUUUAAAACAUCAGAAGUAAAUUGAAGGGAAAUCCGC